Messenger RNA from Zingiber officinale, 548 nucleotides. RefSeq lists its product as uncharacterized. Lineage: Eukaryota; Viridiplantae; Streptophyta; Magnoliopsida; Zingiberales; Zingiberaceae. The transcript is spliced from 2 exons. The coding region runs from base 5 to 466 and encodes 153 amino acids. The record is from RefSeq and is a predicted model, not a curated record.
CCUGAUGCCGACUCACCGAGAUACUUUUUGUCGAAUCAGACCUUAUCCUCGAGGGCUCCGCCGUGCUCUCCGCGGCUUUGCCCUUCCCGUCAUCCCCGGGCCCGCCCUUCCCUUCCCCCCUUCAGCCUUCUCCUCUACCAACCUCCUUCUCCCCUUCCACUUCUUUCGUGCCAUCGCCUUGAGCGUGGGGCGAUGGGGAUCAUUUUCCGCUUCCAGCCCUCCCUCGUCGUCGGUACUAAGCUCCUACUCUUCAAGGGUGCUCGUCUCCUACACGGCGGACGAUAGCAGCCUCUUCGCUUCAUAUUCUAAUUUGGCACUAGAUUUGAUAAGAGGAAAGAGCAGGUUGAUGAUAAUGGAUUCAUCCCUGGAGGGGCAAUAUGCUCAUGAAGAAGAUCCUACAAAGCUAAUGGAACUUGUUUCAAAAUGUCUACCGUUCAAGGCAAGAGAUGUACAUAGUAAUUUAUAGUGUUUACAUCGUAUUGUUACAUAAUUUGUAGCCUAUGACAUUGAUAUUAUUUAUCUUUUUAGACAUUUGGAUUAUGAGUUUA